AUGAAUGCCAACGUUGAUGUAUUUGCUUCACCAAAACAUCAUUCCUUAUUUCCUAUGGCAAUUCCAUGCCUUACCAUCUCCAAAGAAGAUUACCAUAUCUUUUACCGUAACGAGCGUCGAUUAUUUUCUCUCUUGGUUGUAAUUCUACGCCGAGAGAUUGCUCAAUCGAUACUUGUGUUGGGCUUUCUUCUAUGGCUAGAGAGAGAAGGAUACACCUCUAAGAAUCUUGUUACAACCAUCGGUAAAUGGGUGUGCACAGGCUUCAUAGAUUUGGUUAUUGAUGAUGUGGUUAUAUGCUUAAAGUGCAUAGAGAAAAAAGAAAAUAAGUUACUCUUAGAGGGAGGUAGCAAGAGACUUGACAUGAUUUCCCUUAAUAAUCAUUUGGACCGAAAAAGGAUAUCUUUACUUGAGUUACAUGAAAAUUGUGAUAGGAUUUUCACCGAGGUGUCGACUUUAGCAAAUGAUGUUUGUGCUAAGGCGCUUGGCGACAUUUUGCAACAGUUUUCGAGGCAUGGCUUAGGUCCUAUUGUUCCAUCUACUUAUGAUGUAUACAACUAUCUUAGAUUUCAUCGCAACCCAGGGCCUGCGAUACACGAAUAUUGGCCGGCAGUUCCUUUCGGAAACACAAAUUGUGCGAUGCCAAAUCCACUAGAGCAAGAACAUGAGGUAUCACCAGACGAUCGAACCAUAUUCCUCACAUUUUCAAAAGGGCAUCCCAUUUCUGAAAGUGAAAUUAAAGAUUACUUCACUAGUUACUUUGGGGAUUUCAUUGAGGAGAUUUACAUGCCCGAUGUCGGGCCAGACAAGCAAGCUUUGUAUGCUCGAAUUGUUGCUUGCUCGCGCUCGAUGGUGAAAAUUAUUGUUGAGAGAGAUGAUCGUGAUGGAAAAUCAAAAUACUACAUUAACGGGAAGCAUGUUUGGGCGCGGAAAUAUGUGAAGAAGAAGCCUGUUAAGGUUGCAUCAACUAUGCCAGCCAUAGCACCACCACAACCUUAG
Helianthus annuus (common sunflower) is the source of this 996-nucleotide messenger RNA. RefSeq lists its product as uncharacterized. Bases 1 to 996 code for a protein of 331 amino acids. The record is from RefSeq and is a predicted model, not a curated record. NCBI's taxonomy places the organism in Eukaryota, Viridiplantae, Streptophyta, Magnoliopsida, Asterales, Asteraceae. The transcript has 2 exons.